AUCGUUGGCGAAUGACCCACCACGAGCCAGCUGACAUAUGAGGCAAUCAUGUGACCUGUAGUCACAAGAAAGAUGGCGGCCGCCCUGCGGAUGUGCGGCGUUUGGAUCUUUCUACUUUUUUCUGCGGGUUCGGUCAGCGACGCUUUGACCAGAAAGCUUUCUGUGCAGUUGAAUCCUGGCGCUGUGGCCCCGCCUCCCGGUGGAGACCUCCUGCACGUGAGAGCUGAAGGAGACAACGACACGCUUCACUUCCUUUUUUGCAGCCAGGGGGCGCCAACUCUGCUGCUGGUUCACACCGACGUGCAUUAUUCUUCUGUCUCGGUCAACUGGCCCCUUUUCUUGAGCCGCAAUGCUAGCGGGAGCCUGCAGGUGGAGCCGGCCAGCAGCAUUCUGUCCAGCGGGGCGCUGGUCUUCAGCCGGCUGUUGGAAUAUGACGACAUCAACAACACAGCAGAAGUGACCUCUGACCUUUUCCCGCCAUAUGAGCUGCACAACAUCAGCUGGUCUGGCAUGCAGCUGUCAGGGGCGUCGGCUAGGCUGUGCGGCGCCGUGGCUGGAGGUUCCGUUUGUGUGCAUCUUUCUGUGUUUGAGUCGGAGGGGCGUGCUGAGAUGUGGCCCCGCCUACGCCAUACAGCUAACUCCUCCCAGGUAGAGGUGUGGCUUGACGGCCUGGUCCCAAGGACGCCGCAAUCACGCUUCUUUUUGGAGCUGCAAGCAGUGGGCGGAGCCUAUCCCCCGAAUAGGGUGGAGGUGCAUCGAUCCAUCGACGACGAGUUCACGCCGUCCAUAUUUAAGGUGUCUCAGUGGAUGUCUGCCAUCGACAGCGCCCGUGAGCGGGGCUUCAUCCAGUGGAAGCCGGUGGCAUAUCGGCACUCGCCGCCCACGCUGGAGGACGUGACACCGUGUCGUCACUCCGACCCGCGCCCACUGGCAGGUGUGGCGGUGGCGGCGGCGUCCAGCCUGGUGCAGGCGUUUUUCACGACGGAGGAAGCAUACGGACUGAACGUGAGCUUCGGCCUGGCGGGGCAGCCGUUCUACAACAGCACCAAGUUCCUCAGCUGGACGGCGCUGGUGGGCGUCGGCCUUCCACCUGCCGACACCUUCUCCCCACUGGUCCUCGCCAUCAUGGCUGUGGGUCUCGGUGCGCCGCUUCUCAUCCUCACGGCAGGCGGAGUCUUCGUCUACACGCGAAGGAGAUUGGCACCCUUGGCGCCAAGCUACGAGCCAAUCAACUGACAGCAGAGUGGCAGCCAAUCAGGUUGCACUCUUUUUAAAGUUGCUUUUAGUAUUUAUGUCAUCAUCUUCCUGGCCACGCCUCCAAUCAGAAAUGUCACCAUGAUGAUGAUGGACCAAGAGGAGUCUUUUAGAACGUCACAGCACGGCUUCCUCUUCAUUCCUCUUUUUAAAUCACCACACUAAAUAAAGACUUAACAUCUUCCACCUCAUGGUGGACUUUAUUGAAAAACAACCUGAUGCUGCUCAGAGAUGCUGGGAAAUUUCAACAUUCCAAGAUGAGUUCAUGGCCACCGGGUUUUACAGCCCUCCUAGAUUGACUCAAUCUGUCGGCGGACUUUCUCAGAGGCGAGUCGAUCUAGCCACCGCUGGCGCGUGACCACAAUGAUGGCGGAGAGCGCUGUCAGGGCCAUCAUGGCCGCCUCAAACUUCCAGAAGAGAUGCUCUUCCAUGACAACGGAGCGGCAGCUGCAAGGACGACAUGACUGAGACCGAGUCUGCAGCUUCCUGUCCAUGUGACUUUGUCCUCACCUCUUGUACUCGUCUCUGUGGGACUUGGUACAGUUGACCCGCUCCACGUAACCCGUGUGGCUGCAGGCCAGCCUCGUCUUCUGGACACAAACAUGUCAUCACCUCAGCAUGCUAACCGCUAAGCUAAGCUACCUAGCCUUACCGUCUGGAAAGCGCUACACUGAGAACACUCCACCGUGACCACAAACUCCUCCAGCAGCCAGCAGGGGGGGUCGACAGGCUUGACCACUGUGGAAGGACAAGAACCAUAAAGAACGCGACAAUGAAAGAGAUUAACAACGGUGUCUUUUACCCGCAGUUUUGUCUUCAGCCAGCAAUGCCGCCCCAAACACCCUGCAACACAGACGCGACACAUCAACCCCAGAACUGAACCCGUAAAGUACCAUGUUCUCGGACCCACCUCAGGGCCACUAGACCCCAGAACACUGCGUGCAGGACCAGAACUCGAGGCCGACAACACGCCACUGGGACGCGCCAGGAGCUUUCCAUCAGGCUGACGAGGUCCUACAGCUGCGACUCCAUGAGGCUGAAACGGAACCGCAGAGGACUUCACGAGGCUGAAACAGCAAUCACACAAUACAAUUGGACACCAUUUGUCUUGUAUUCAUUAUUCCUCCACGUCGUUUUCUUGUCUGACAUCGCCCACAUUACUCAACUGAAAGAACACGCUGGCUAACCAUCAGGACUUCUCCCAUUGAAGGCCAUUUCAGACUUUGUGACCGUUUUUCCCUCAUUGAAAAUGGGUGGUCAAGUUGACGCCCCCUUCUGGUGACAAAGUGAUCUGGUAUUUAUUCUUUAUUCGUGUGUUAAAAACGUAAUCAACGU
This is a messenger RNA of Doryrhamphus excisus (bluestripe pipefish), 2589 nucleotides long. RefSeq names its product glycosylated lysosomal membrane protein (gene glmp). The record is from RefSeq and is a predicted model, not a curated record. Gene Ontology annotation, cellular component: lysosome. NCBI's taxonomy places the organism in Eukaryota, Metazoa, Chordata, Actinopteri, Syngnathiformes, Syngnathidae.